This is a messenger RNA of Blastomyces dermatitidis ER-3, 1691 nucleotides long. RefSeq names its product tRNA methyltransferase TYW3. The transcript has 2 exons. NCBI's taxonomy places the organism in Eukaryota, Fungi, Ascomycota, Eurotiomycetes, Onygenales, Ajellomycetaceae. The coding region runs from base 384 to 1427 and encodes 347 amino acids. The record is from RefSeq and is a predicted model, not a curated record.
UCAGAAUGAAAAUGUUUUCUUCCAUUGUUUGUCUGGGUUGGGUUGAUAUUCUCUAAGGGAGAGAGUUUGUUGGCGGUGGGAAUUAUCCAAAGAGAAAUAUUUUUCGCGGUAGCGCAUCCGGAUAACAUUUGAUUGCAGACACAUUUCUUCUAUUUAUAUCAUCCUCCCCACUGAAUGAACAGCCAACGACACACGCGGUUACGGCUUCGAUCGAGAGAACAAAUGGAACCAGAGGAAUCGGGCUGCAUUUCAUUGUCUAUCGUCCAGCAUUAUUAAUGAAAACAAAUCCGGCUCGAAUGAAAAACACUCUUUGACUGUGCCCGGACCGGAUCCGUAUCAAGUUCUUGCUGUGAAGAAGACAAAUUGAACUCAGUUCGGAAGACAUGGCUUCCCCUCGACCCGGCUUUGAAGCUAAAAAGCAGAAGAUUUUACGCGAUCUAUCUGUCCCAGAUGAGGAAUAUACAGACCUCUCACCCAAAGGAUCUGUAGAUGCGGGCAUCCGCGACUUGAUUCACAAUAUAAAUCAGAUACCGGGCUUGGUUACGACUAGCAGCUGCGCGGGAAGAAUCAGCGUAUUUCUAGAAGGGGGAGGAAGUGGAAGAGAAAGGACAAGAGUAGAAGAUAAUAAAAAUGUUUCUUUCAGAGAAAGUGAUCAAAAGACCAUAGAAGCGGAGGCGGAGAUCGGAGAGAGCUCAGCACAAAACGCACCACAGUUUGCCCCAACUGGUGGGAAAGGAAGUGGAAAAUGGUUAUUUGAAUCUCAUGAACCAGUGCAGAUAGAUCAGAGCUGUGAAGGUAAUUAUCUCCAUGGGAUAUUUCAUCUGGUUCCGGGGGACGAGAAGAUUGGGAUAGCAAACCAUUCUGGUAGCUUGAGACUUGUCCGCUUUCAUUUUGAACCCAUGAUUCUACACAUUAUGGCAUCAUCUCUAAAGCAUGCCCAGCCAGUCCUCACAGCGGCCACAACAGCCGGCUUUCGAGAAAGUGGCAUACAAAGCCUACGGUGUCUAGAUGAUACGGAAGCAUACCCUGUUGUGGCAGUUCGUUCCUCCGGACUUGCCCUUGAGUCCAUAAUCGGCUUCCACCAGCAAUCCAUCGGAAAUGAACGCGAGGAAGACAUUGUCAGGAGCCUAGUAUCUGAAGACUAUCUUCGCAUGUUGCUUGCAGCUGCAAAUGAGAGGUUUCAGACGAACGCAGAGCGGCGAGAGAGAUUUUGGACGAAAUUGCAGGAGCUUUGCAAGGGGCAUCCUGGUAAUAUUUCUUCGAGAAGGCCUGAUUGGGAAGAUCCUGAAGCGCGGAGGCAAAGGAAGAGGGCGGAGGGCUUAAGGCGGAGUAAAGCCGCCAUGGAAGCAAAGGCUGCUCAGAGUGGGCUUGAUACGUAUGUUGAGAUAAUGGGCGAGGAGGGUGAACCAUCAUUUCUGUAUCCUUGAUUCGGGGUUAAAAUAAUUCAAGAGAAUCUUUGAUUUUUGUUGUUGGCUGCCAGCCGCUUACUGCCUUUCUCAGUGGCAGUUGGCUAAUUGAUCUGAUUCGAGCUAUAUAUGAUACUCUAUGGUUGUGUAUAUAGUCAUCCAGCGGACUAAAAUAGUAUGAAGAUAUUGUGGAGCCAUGUUUCCUACAAUGUGUCGCCAUCUCUUCAAGUAACCCUACUGCGUACAUCUUUACUGAUCCCUUUGGAAGUAUGGUGGCUACCACUC